CGCUGGAGGCUCACCACGCGCACUGCCCAUGCGCGGAGGGGGCGUUGCGCGUGUCUGGGGUGCGUCAUCGCGGUGCGUCAGCAUUACGUAAUCCUGUUGUGACGUCGCCAGGCUUGCUGGUUCUCGUUGUUCUUCCCUGUCGCUCCGCAGCCUGCGCCGGGCUGUGGCGGGGGGCGGCUCGCUGCGGGGUCGGCGCGGCGCGGCGCGGAGCGGGGUGCGGAGGAGCGGCCGCAGGGUUUAUGGCGGCGGCUCUGUCCGCCCUGGCUGCCAGGCUGUCGCAGUCGGCCGCCGCCAGGUCCUACGGCGUGUUCUGCAAGGGGCUGACACGGACCCUGCUCAUCUUCUUCGACCUGGCCUGGAAGCUCCGCAUCAACUUCCCCUACCUCUACAUCGUGGCCUCCAUGAUGCUCAACGUGCGGCUGCAGGUUCAUAUUGAGAUACACUGACUUGUGACUUGGUGUGCAGCUUAUGCUUCAAGGAUAGUUAAUCAAAUCUUGUAUUCCUGUUUCAUAAAAUGCAACGUUUUUGAAGGACAGAGGAGCAGUGCAUAUCUCCUAUAUGAAUAUGGAGGAGGAAGAAGAUUUAGACAACAGCCAGUUAUGCAAAGCUGGUUCAAAUCAGCAAAAGGAGUUUUUUCAUUUUCCAGACAUACACUCCUUGAAUAACUCUCAAGCUGCUCCUUUUAAGAUUAGGCAUUGUUCUCUAUUUAUACUUUUGCUUCAUAUUGGCAAGAAAAUGCCUCAUUUGAGCAAAUUGACUAGGAUGAGUUCAAGUAAAACUGCCUCUUCUGGUCUUUUUAUUUCACCUCUAAGAGAGCAAUUUGAUAAAUGUUUUAAUAGUGCUUUGAUAUCAAAUUGGC
Messenger RNA from Alligator mississippiensis (American alligator), 859 nucleotides. It is a transcript of the gene SMIM10L3, whose product is annotated as small integral membrane protein 10-like protein 2A. Bases 240 to 446 code for a protein of 68 amino acids. NCBI's taxonomy places the organism in Eukaryota, Metazoa, Chordata, Crocodylia, Alligatoridae. The record is from RefSeq and is a predicted model, not a curated record. The transcript is spliced from 2 exons.